Messenger RNA from Rubroshorea leprosula, 645 nucleotides. The record is from the annotation of a GenBank genome assembly. Lineage: Eukaryota; Viridiplantae; Streptophyta; Magnoliopsida; Malvales; Dipterocarpaceae.
AAGAAAAAGCCAGAUAGUAAAUGUUAUAAACCUUUCUAUAAUAUUCAAUCAUCUAUGCUCAAUAUUGAAAAAACCUACAUUGAUGGCUUUGCUUGCAGGGAGCUCUGCCAACCAAGCAAUUGAACUACUGAUACAGAAAGGUGUUCCAGUAUCCCACAUUAUAUUCCUGAACUUGAUAUCAGCUCCGGAGGGAAUCCAUUGUGUUUGCAAACGUUUCCCAUACUUGAAAAUUAUCACUUCAGAAAUUGAUGUUGCAUUGAACGAAGAGCUCCGAGUCAUCCCAGGUAUGGGUGAGUUCGGAGAUCGUUACUUUGGCACUGAUGACUGAUCCAUUGCUUGCAAGUAGAGAUUGUUAGCGGUAUUUGUUUCAUGACCACUCUGAAAACAAAUGUGGUAUUGAUUUUUACCCGUGUAGGCCACCUGCUACCCGCUAGGUGCCUGCUCGCAUCAAAUAUUACAACAUAAUUCGAGUCCAAUAGAUGAAUUUCAAGUCCUUGAAUACCUUCAUGUUUGAUCGAAUGCUUCUUUCUUUCAAGGGUGCAGAAUAUGAAUAAUAUUGUCGAUACAUCAAUCAAAUCUGCUGAUUAUUUAGACUUUUCUUGCCAAGAGUUGAAUUAACUUGGCCACUAAACUUUUUUUUUUUUU